AUGGAUGUUGAUGGUGUUGUUGCCCAACAUCAACAGCUGCUGUCAGAGUUCGUCGGGACAAGCACGCGGGAUGUGACAGACGCAUUUUGGAAUCAUCUUUUAUCUUUCCCGGUGCCGCUGAUGAGAUUACCUCCAUCAGAGCUGGAAGCUGCCACUACGUCGUACUGCGAGCAGCUUGUGCAAAACAACGGCACCACACAUCAUUUUCAGAAGCUGGUGCACCAUGUCAUGGAGCUACUGGCGCGGGCAGAGAAGAACCGCGAGAGGGCACAGCAAGCUGCCAAUGCUGUAUGCUUUCUGCGCAUCCUCGUCAAACACCUCACGGAGAACCUGAGCGCUGCGCACCUCAUAUCUUUUGUGAAUGAGGCACCAGCCUCCCAUCUGUCCAAUGGCACCCCAGGAGGGCAUGUUUCUCUGCUUGUCCAGCUCGUUCGGUCGCUUGUAGCAGUGCUGGUUUCAGCGCAGCUCAUACAGUCUGCAGUCCCCUCCCCCGGUCCCCCUGCGGCCACAUAUCUGCUGGACUGGGAAGUCAUCAACCUCCUACUAGUCAUGACUUCCACGCAGCUGUACACGCCAACCGCCACUGCGCAGACGAAUGCACACCCCUUCACAUCAGCCCUGCUGGAUCAGGAGGACCUCGUCCCUGCUCUCCUGCAGGCGCUCCUGCAGCACUUCAUACAGCGGUGGCCCCUGCCGAAGGGGGCGCAGGUCUACCAGCCUCCCGCGGACAGGCAGCGCAGCGUCUUCAGGCUCGUGCGCAGCGCAGCGGCGACGGUGCUGUGGCUGCCGCUGCGCGCGUACACGUUCCUGGAUGCAGAUGAGCAGGGCAGCGAUUCAGCGGCGGAGGCCGGAUUCAGCGGCGGCAGCGGUGUGGCGGCGGUGUCGUUCUCGGGCCUCUAUGAGGCGCUGGGGGCCUCGCUGAACAAUGAGAGGACGGCGCUGCUGCUCUAUGACUCGCUCCAUGCCUGCCUCAACUUCCAGAACUACGUCCUUGUGCGAAGUGACCUGGAGGUCCUCCUGCUGCCACUCCUACAUAUGCUGUACACUGCGUCGGGCCGCGCACCCUCCCACCUUUACAUGCUGCUCAUCAUAUUACUCAUCCUCACCCAGGACGCCUCCUUUGCUGCCAACGUGCACAAGGUCCAGCUGACUUCCGUGCCCUGGUACAAGGAGCGCCUCCUCAACCGCACCUCCCUGGGCAGCCUGCUGGUGGUGCUGCUGCUGCGCACGGCGCACUUCAACCUGGCCAAGCUGCGCGACGUGUACCUGCACACCAACACGCUGGCAGCGCUCGCCAACCUGGCGCCCCACGCCGACAACCUCUCCUCCCACGCCGCCCAGCGCCUCGUCUCCCUCUUCGACAUGCUCGCCCGCCGGUACCAGCGGCUGCAAAGGGUGGCUGCAGAGGGGCCAGGCAAGGGACGCGGGGACGAGCUGCAGGUGUACGGCGAUUUCCUGCGCAUUGUGCUGGAGGUGCUGAACUGCAUAAUCAUCACAAAUCUGCCGCAGAACCCGGAGCUCGUCUACGCGCUGCUGCACCGCCAGGAGGUCUUCAUGCCCUUCAAGGAGGACACGGUGUUUGCAGAGCUCGUGGAGAACGUGGUUGUGGCUAUCAAGUACUUCAACGACAAAGUGGAGUCGGCACGCCAGGCUGGCGGCUGGGACUGGAGCGUUGAGAAGGUUCUGGAGGUCGUCAAAGGCAGCAUGCGGGGCUGGCGCGCGGACAAGCUGCGCCGCUUCCCAGAGCUGCAUUUCACGUAUGAGGAGGAGGCCUCGCCGGAGGACUUCUUCGUGCCCUACGUCUGGACCCAGGUGUGCAACACAAGCGGCAUUCCCUGGAACACGCAGGCGAUUGCGCUGUUCUCUCCCCUCAGCGCCACAGUCUCCGCGGCGAGCCUGGAGGCGCAGGACUCCACCGGCCUCACCUCGCGCCUGUCUGCCAGCAGUGAGGUGCUCGUUGCCAACGGCGUGUGACAUCCGUCAAGGAAUUCAGGGGGUACUAAAGACUACCAGGUACUCCUCAGUAGUCUUCAGUACCCCCUGAGGGGUCGUGACCAAGGGGCUGUGAAGCAAGUUGAAGAGAGUCUCUUGAGGAGCCAUCUUACUGGGAAUGCUGUGGCUUUCAGCCGCAGUCAGGGGAUCAGCUGUUCGGGUUGAGAUCGAACAUGAUGAAAGUUUAGGCAUUUCAGGAGCGGGUUUCUGGCAGGGCACUCAGAGUGAUCACGGGAUUGAGGAUCAAAUGCAGCUUAAUGUUGUGGAUGAGCUACAGAGAAAGGUGUGACACAAACAUGCAUGCAAUGGCUGGUGGCUAGCGAUGCAGGCGGCAAUGAAUGUGAUCUUGAUAAGAGUAAGCCCGUUGUAAGGGUUGAUGAUUUGCGUGUACUGUAUAUGAUCCGACUGUGAAAAAGAGAACUGGAGUGUUUUCCCUUUUGUAACCAUUGUGAUUUUAUU
Coccomyxa subellipsoidea C-169 is the source of this 2451-nucleotide messenger RNA. RefSeq lists its product as hypothetical. The coding region runs from base 1 to 1974 and encodes 657 amino acids. Gene Ontology annotation, cellular component: Golgi apparatus. Gene Ontology annotation, biological process: Golgi organization. NCBI's taxonomy places the organism in Eukaryota, Viridiplantae, Chlorophyta, Trebouxiophyceae, Coccomyxaceae. The record is from RefSeq and is a predicted model, not a curated record. The transcript has 15 exons.